Messenger RNA from Hymenoscyphus albidus, 3883 nucleotides. The record is from the annotation of a GenBank genome assembly. Lineage: Eukaryota; Fungi; Ascomycota; Leotiomycetes; Helotiales; Helotiaceae.
CUCCAUCCUCAACCACAACAAUCUACAUUCAACACAGCCAAACACCAGCGCAAUCAUGGCGGACGCAGCAGCACCAAGCGCACCCGCUCCUUCCAAGGAGACAGCCGUGAACCUCCAACUUGAUGAGGUCACUGGCGAAAUGAUCUCCAAGUCCGAAUUGAAGAAGCGCCAAAAGAACCGCCAAAGGGAGGAGGAGAAGCGCAAGAAGGAAGCCGCCGCUCCUCCCAAGCCUGUCAUGGUCAAGAAGUCGAAUGCCGAGGCGGACGAGAAGGAGUUGAACCCAAAUGUAAGAAUGCGCCUUCCAUUGGAGCUUAUCGUGACGGAUUGAUACUGAUUGCGGGGUAUAGCAAUAUUUCGAGAUCCGUUCGCGCACCAUCAACAAACUCCGCCAAACCAAGAACCCAAAUCCAUAUCCACACAAGUUCCAUGUAAACUACGAUUUGCGCAAGUUUGUUAAGGAAUACGAGUCUUUGAAGUCAGGAGAACACAAGAAGGAGGUCGAAAUCCGACUUGGAGCCAGAAUCUUCAACAAGCGUGCGUCCGGUAACAAACUUGUAUUCUACGAUGUUCGCACAGAGGGUGUCAAGGUACAAGUUAUGUGCCAGUCACAGGAGGCCAAGGAGGGCGGUGUUCCAUUUGCUGAUCAACACGAGCAUUUGCGACGAGGUGAUAUUAUCGGUAUAGUGGGGUACCCAGGACGAACUGCACCAAAGAACAAAAUCGAGAAGGGAGAGGAGGGAGAACUUUCUAUCUUUGCUACCGAGAUCAUUCUCCUGACUCCAUGUUUGCACCAACUUCCCGACGAGUACUACGGAUUCAAGGACCAGGAGCAGAGACACCGUAAGAGAUAUCUGGAUUUGAUCAUGAACGAUCCUACACGAAAUGUCUUCUUGGCCAGAUCUAAGAUGAUUACCUACAUUCGAAAAUUCUUUGACGAUCAGGACUUUGUCGAGGUUGAGACACCAAUGAUGAACCCAAUUGCUGGAGGAGCUACUGCAAAGCCAUUCAUUACCCACCACAACGAUCUCAACAUGGACAUGUUCAUGCGUGUAGCGCCUGAAUUGUACUUGAAGAUGCUUGUCGUUGGUGGCUUAAACAGAGUAUACGAGAUGGGACGUCAAUUCCGAAACGAAGGUAUUGAUCUCACUCACAACCCCGAAUUCACAACCUGUGAGUUUUACAUGGCAUACGCCGACGUUUACGAUAUCAUGGACAUGACCGAAGCGCUCGUUUCUGGCCUGGUUAAGCACAUCACUGGCGGUACCACAACCAAAUUCCAUACUCAACACGGAGAGGAGUACGAAGUCAACUGGGCCGCCCCUUGGAAGAGAAUUGAGAUGAUUCCCGCUCUCGAGGAGGCAACUGGCGAGAAAUUCCCACCCGGAGACCAACUUCACACCAUGGAGACCAACGAGUUUUUCAAGCGCGUUCUUAAGAAGAUGAAGCUUGAAUGCUCACCACCACUCACAAACGCACGUAUGUUGGACAAAUUGGUCGGCGAAUACCUCGAGGAGACCUGCAUAAACCCCACCUUCAUCACCGGUCACCCUCAAAUGAUGUCCCCCCUUGCCAAAUACCACCGCAGCAACCCAGGUCUCUGUGAGCGUUUCGAGGCUUUCGUCUGCAAGAAGGAGAUCGUCAACGCAUACACCGAGUUGAACGACCCCUUUGACCAACGUCUCCGUUUCGAGGAGCAAGCCAACCAAAAGGAGCAAGGUGAUGACGAGGCACAGAUGAUUGACGAGAAUUUCUGCCAGAGUUUGGAGUUUGGUUUACCACCCACCGGAGGAUGGGGUAUGGGAAUUGAUCGAUUGGUUAUGUUCUUGACCGACAACUACAGCAUCAAGGAGGUGUUGGCCUUCCCAUUCAUGAAGGAGGAUACCCACAAGAAGCCUGUUCUGGCUGCUGAGGAAGUUGGAAUUCAGCCACAAGCUGAAGAAGGGAUCCGUAAGUACUUCUUUUCCUGGAGGCAUUGGUUAAGUCAGUGGAGAUCCUGGCUAACGAGUUGGUUCUAGCUCACAAAUAAGUCAAGAUAUUGUUUGCGCUACUGUAGAUGAUUUCAAUUCUUUAAAAAAUGAAUGAACAAAGUAAAAAUGAAACUUUCAGAUAGUGUACAGAGUAGAGAAUCGUCCUUAUCAUGACUGUGCCUGCUCUAAUUGUAUGGGGGAAUCUAAUAAAACGUCACCCAUGGUUACAUCGCUAAUCAAACACAAUAUAUACAAAACACUCAUCGUUACCGUUCAUGCUCUUCGCUUCAUGCCUUUCGCGAAGGUCCUCGUUUGCUCAUAGAAUUGAGCUGUGGCCUCAAAGCCACAGGCUUGGUACGUUUGGCACCGUGUUCUAUAGCGCGGCAAGUGUGAGUAUUCAAAGCAGUAGUUUUGAGGUUGUUCUGAAUUAAUCGCCACGUUCGGGUAGGUAUCCAUGUUCUGCUACCCAGAACCAAAGCACCAGUCAAAAGGGCUAGACUGCCUGCUUGAUGGGUGGCUGCUAGAUGUGUAGGAACGAGGUAGAUCAACGUGCUGAUUCCAAGUGCUGCUUGCAGAAACACUAGGUGCACAACACCCAACAUUCCUUUUCGGCAAUUGAUGGGUAGAGCCGCCCUGACUCGUGGGUUGAAUCGUGAGUAUGCCCAUAGUGAUAGGAUGGCUGUGAAAGUUGUCGUAGCUAAGAUUCUGUGAUCAAGCUGUACGAGAGACGGGUUCUCUAACAUGUUUCGCCACCAUAUAUCACUGCCAUCUUCCUUUCUUGAGUAGAACUUGUCAAAAAGUUCUGCUUUUGGUGGGGUGAGACCUACGCCCAUGCGUGGAAAUUCGUUGUAUAUCAUUCCGGCAUCAAGACCAGCUACCAACCCACCCGACAUGGCAGUAACGAAGAUGAGAAGUGCAAGGCCCGCGACGGAUUUCCGGAAUAUAGACAGUGUACCUGAUGAGAGGUUUAGUAACUGAGCGUGAGCUCGUUCUGCAUUUGUGAGAAGAGAUCUGGUUCGUAGGAUUGCCAGGCCGUUCCAAAGCAUUGCAGUAUAGCAUAUGAAGGCAGUUCCAAGAUGUGCGGUAAGUCUAUAUUGACUCACUCUUGGGUGUGAGCCGGGCGCAAACAGGUCGUCCUUUAAGCCGGAUUUUACCAUCCACCACCCUAAUGCACCUUGGACACCAAUCAAACCCGAGAUACCGAGGAGACGAAUAGACAUGUUGGCAGAAACCUUUCGUCUUGCAACAAAGUAAAUUGCUGGUAUAACGAACGAGAGCCCUACAAAUCGCCCCCAGAGUCGAUGGCCCCAUUCCAUGAAGUAUAUCUUUUUGAACUCUUCGAGAGUCAUGUGUGGAUUAAGGAGUUUGAAUUCGGGGGAAGCGCGGUAUUUCUCAAACUCGGAAUCCCAGUCUGCUGGAGAGAGGGGCGGUAGAGAACCUGUUACUGGUUUCCAUUCUGUGAUACUGAGACUAUUGUAGUUGUUAGCAACGACAUAACUUUUUCCCAGCAUUGAACAUACCCCGACUCUGUUAAUCGAGUAAGUCCUCCAAAAACCACAAUUCCAAAAACACUAGCUGCGCUCGCCAACAGCCAGUAUGCCACAGGCUUUGCGGUGACAGCUGGGAAGAAUUGCUUUUUGGCUUGUGAUUUUGAGUCACUCAAAAUGGACUGGCUCAGAGCUUUCAGAGGCGAUAUUCUUCGAGAAGCACCCUCUUUCCACUCGGGAAAAGCGGCAGAGCUGCUGUUGAAUCGAAUUGUUCUCGAGAUCUUCGAUGUAAUGGGCAGCCUCAAUCGCCCCAAUGGACUCGCUUGCUUGGUGCAUUGGUGACUUAUGAAGAAAUAGCGAGACAGCCUGGGCGCUGCCCUCCGAAGACGGGGGAGAAGUAAAGACAUUGCAUAAGGAGUUUGCCCUCAU